Molecule: messenger RNA, 2554 nt
Organism: Pseudophryne corroboree (corroboree frog)
Lineage: Eukaryota; Metazoa; Chordata; Amphibia; Anura; Myobatrachidae
Gene: DYNC1LI1
Product: dynein cytoplasmic 1 light intermediate chain 1
Exons: 13
Coding region: 229-1752 (507 amino acids)
Biological process (GO): microtubule-based movement; microtubule cytoskeleton organization
Cellular component (GO): cytoplasmic dynein complex; centrosome
Molecular function (GO): dynein heavy chain binding
Source: RefSeq, a predicted model, not a curated record
CCAGGCGCCGCCGUGACGUCACCUCCGCCAUGCAGCCCUGCGUCCUGACUCCGCUCCCCCCCACACACUGCUCCUGGUGCUCCCUCCCAGGCACAGCGUCCUGUCUCUCCAGCGGAAGGGUUGCCGGGACCACAGCUUAGGAAGGGGGGUGUCACCGAGAGCAGCUGUCCGUACACCCGCACCACUGAGCGCCGUCCCUCCCCCCCGCGGUACAGAGGCAGCAGCAGGAUGGCAGCGGGGAGAGCCGCCUCCUACUCCUCUCCAUCCUCCAGUUUCAACGCUGGCUACGGGAACAGCGGGGCGGCGGCCGGGGAGGACGAGGAUGGACAGAACCUCUGGUCCUCCAUACUGAGUGAAGUCUCCACACGGUCCCGCUCUAAGCUGCCAACUGGGAAGAAUGUGCUCCUGCUUGGCGAGGAUGGAGCGGGUAAGACCAGCUUGAUUGGAAAACUUCAGGGAAUAGAAGAGUAUAAGAAAGGAAGAGGAAUGGAGUAUCUAUACAUUAACGUCCAUGAUGAAGAUAGAGAUGAUCAAACCAGAUGUAAUGUGUGGAUAUUGGAUGGUGACCUGUAUCACAAGGGGCUGUUGAAGUUUGCCAUGGAUGGCAGCUGUGCAAAAGACACAUUAGUUAUGUUGGUAGUAGACAUGUCACGGCCGUGGUUGGCUCUGGAUUCACUUCAGAAAUGGGCUAGUGUUGUCCGGGAACACAUUGAUAAAUUGAAGAUUCCACCUGAAGAAAUGAAGGAGAUGGAAGAGAAGAUGGUUAGAAAUUUCCAAGAAUACGUAGAGCCUGGAGAGGAAUUCCCUGCCUCCCCUCAGCGAAGGAGCACAUCCACACAGGACGAGCGUGACGACAGUGUGAUUUUGCCAUUGGGAGAUGACACACUAACUCAUAACCUGGGCAUUCCAGUAGUAGUUGUUUGCACAAAGUGUGAUGCCAUUAGUAUUUUGGAAAAAGAACACGACUAUACAGAUGAGCACUUCGACUUUAUUCAGUCGCAUAUCAGGAAGUUUUGUUUACAGUAUGGUGCAGCACUAAUAUAUACGUCCAUAAAAGAGAACAAAAACAUUGACGUAGUAUAUAAAUAUAUUGUUCAACAAUUAUAUGGAUUUCCCUUCAAUUUGCCUGCUGUGGUGGUGGAAAAGGAAGCAGUAUUUAUUCCAGCAGGAUGGGACAAUGAUAAGAAAAUAGGAAUUUUACAUGAAAAUUUUCAAAAGCUAAAACCAGAAGACACUUUUGAAGAUGUUAUCACUAAGCCACCUGUGCGAAAGUUUGUUCAUGAGAAGGAGAUUGUAGCGGAAGAUGAUCAAGUAUUUCUUAUGAAACAACAGUCACAAUUGGCAAAACAGCCGCCGACGUCAGCUGGUCGUCCAGAUGCCACUCCUAGGGUCCCUGGUGGGUCUCCGAGGACGCCCAGUAGAUCAGGGACUUCUAAUGUUGCCAGCGUGUCGCCAGUUCCUGCUGGCACAAAGAAAAUUGAUCCCAACAUGAAAGCUGGAACAACAAACGAAGGAGUGCUUGCUAAUUUCUUUAACAGUUUGUUGAGCAAGAAAGCUGGGCCAACCGGGCCUGGUGGUACGCCGGGCCCUGCAGGCAAUGCUGGAGGCAAUAGUUUGCCAACGUCUGCCAAAAAAUCAGGUCAAAAGCCAGUGUUAACGGAUGUUCAAGCUGAACUGGAAAGAAUCCCGCGUAAUCCCGAUAUUGUAUCCCCUACGUCACCAACAUCCCCUACAGAAAGUGAAGCAUCUUGAAGAUUGCAAAUGCACCCUUAAAAUUAUGUAAAAUUGCCUCUGCCUUUUCCUUGGUGAUCGUGGAACUGCGGAGACUGAGAAACCUCACUUCUUUUUUUUUUUUUUUUUUUUCUUCUUUCCCCUCUCUUUACCCAGUCCCAAUUUAGUAAAGAUGCCUGUGGUAUAAGCAAAAUCCAUUACUGGACUGGUGGGUUUUCUUUUUUUUUUUUUUUCUUUUUGUAUGACACAGAUCUAUAAUUUAAUUUUGAUUUUUUUUUUUUACAUAUUAUAUGGUCGUUUUUGUUAAGUCACUGGUACAACUGCAAUUCCUUCUGUUUAGUUACCUAAUCUGAAUAAUCUAGAUAAAAUAAAACUUUAAUUUCAUAGGCUACUAAUGAUUUGCCAUCUUCCAACUGCAAGAUGGAAAAUAUUAAAAUACAGGUUUGCUUGUUUGUCUUUCAGACACAAAGGAAAAAAGCAAGUUAGCAAAUUUUGUGUAGGCGAUGUAGGACACAGAAUUUAAUUCUGAAUUUUGGAGUAACUAAAACUGACAAUAAUAAAUAUUGUGCUGCAGUUUCCACUAAUAUAGUAACCUACGGUAUGGGCAGGUUCUAUUACCACUUUACUACAAGCACUGAAUAACAUUUUUGUAUGUUUUUCAACAAGGCUGAGAUUGGCUUAAUUGUGUUGUGUUUAAACUAUUGUCUCCAGGUUUGUUUGUCUAAUGUGUACAGAUCUGCACUAGCUGGUAUUUAUCUGGUUUACAUGGAUGGUCAAAGAGUCCUGUCUUCUACAAUCAGUUAAUAAAGUUGUAUUUAUUCUC